This is a messenger RNA of Miscanthus lutarioriparius, 2226 nucleotides long. NCBI's taxonomy places the organism in Eukaryota, Viridiplantae, Streptophyta, Magnoliopsida, Poales, Poaceae. The record is from the annotation of a GenBank genome assembly.
AUGCCGGCAAUGCUGCUUGCCCUGCUCAUCGCCGCACUCCUCUCGCCACGGCAGCCGCUGGUGGCCGCCGCGGGGAAGUGCAGGGAGGAGUGCGGCAGCGUGAAGAUCCCGUACCCCUUCGGCAUCGGCCGUGGCUGCUACCUCGAGACGGCCGGCGACGGCGGCGGCGACGAGCCAUUCAACGUCACCUGCAGCAACCGCGACGCCGAAGGCGCAAUGCACCCAGAGCCCAUCCCCAUGGUCGACGGCGGCCUGCAGGUGCUCGACAUCGACGUGGCCGGCGGGAGGAUGCGAGCCUACACCAGGGUGAGCUCGUGGUGCCGCAACGCCACGUCGCCGUCCACGGUCGACGACAACAGCUGGGUGUACGAGUCGGCGAGGUUCCGCGUCUCCAGCACGGAGAACGUGCUCACCGUCGUCGGCUGCGGCGUGCUGGCCUACAUCGGCACGCAGGACCGCGGCGUCGAGAACCGCUACGUGGUGGGGUGCAAUUCCUCGUGCCCGCACGGACCAGUGCGGCCGUCGUCGUCGAUGGCUGCCGGUGGCGGCGGCGCCGCCUCCUGCGACGGCACGGACGGCUGCUGCCAGACGACGAUCCAGCGGGGGAUAAGGUCCUUUGUCCCUAGCUUCGUCGCCGACGGUGAGGACAGACCAGACGGCUCCGGCUCCGGCGGCAGCCCGUGCAGAUACGCCUUUCUGGUGGAGAGGGAAAAGUUCAAGUUCCGGACGUCCUACGUCACCAAUAGGGAGCUUGCCGGUGCUGCUGGUAAGCGAUUGCCGCUGGUGCUCGACUGGGCAGUGGGCAACAAGAGUUGCCUGGUGGCACAGAAAGACAACGCGACCUAUGCCUGCCUCAGCGACAACCACGAGUGUGUCAACUCCACCAACGGCCCAGGGUAUCUAUGCAAGUGCAAAACUGGGUACCGAGGAAACCCUUACCGCAAGAAUGGCUGCGAAUUUAUUGACACGUGCAAGGAGAUGAAUCCAUGCCCUGCCUCUGCUAAAUGUGUCAACAGGGGAGGAGGCCACAAAUGCUCGUGCCCUCGUGGCAGGCGACCAAAAGCUGACGGUAGUGGUGGAUGCGAGAUAGAUUACUCCAUGCCUGCAAUCGGUAGCAGCGUUGGUGUGGUUGUGCUAGCUGUGGUGUUGUCUUGCACCUACGCGGUCCAAGAGAAGAAGCGGCUCGCCGCCAUCAAGAAGAGAUACUUCCGGCAGCAUGGCGGUCUCCUCCUGUUCGAGGAGAUGAAGCAAUCACGGCAGGGGCAGGGUUCUUCGCCCUUCACGCUCUUCACCGAGAAGGAGCUGGAGCAGGCGACCGACAGAUUCAACGAGCGGCACGUCCUGGGCAAGGGAGGCAACGGCACCGUGUACCGGGGCGACCUCAGGGACGGGAGGGCCGUGGCGAUCAAGCGGUGCCGGGUCGCCGAGGAUGAGCGGCAGCGACGGGAGUUCGGCAAGGAGGUGCUCAUCCUGUCGCAGGUGAACCACCGCAACAUCGUCAAGCUCUACGGCUGCUGCCUGGAGGUGGCGGUGCCCAUGCUGGUGUACCAGUUCAUCCCCAACGGCACCCUGUGCGAGCUCCUCCACGGGCACGGCGGCGGCGGUGACCGUGCCCGCGUCUCGCCGUCGUUCGCGAUCCGGCUGAAGAUCGCGCACGAGGCCGCGGAGGCGUUGGCGUACCUGCACUCGACGGCGUCGCCGCCGAUCAUCCACGGCGACGUCAAGUCCGCCAACAUCCUGCUCGACGAGAACUACAACGUCAAGGUGUCGGACUUCGGCGCGUCGGUGCUGGCGCCGUCCGACGAGGCGCACCUGGUGACGCUGGUGCAGGGCACGUGCGGGUACCUUGACCCGGAGUACAUGCAGACGUGCCGGCUGACGGACCGGAGCGACGUGUACAGCUUCGGCGUCGUCCUCCUGGAGCUGCUCACGCGCAGGAAGGCGCUGGCCCUGGCGGCGCCCGUGGAGGAGGAGCGCAGCCUCGCGGCGCACUUCCUCUCCUCCGUGAGGGACGGCAGGCUCGACGCGCUCCUGGACGCGGGGAUCAGGGGCGAGGUCGGCGGCGAGUUGCUCGGGAUGGUUGCCGCGCUCGCCAAGCGGUGCCUGGAGAUGUCCGGCGAGAAGAGGCCCCCCAUGCGCGAGGUCGCGGAGGAGAUUGGCAGGGUAACGAAGCUGUGGCGGCAGAUAUGUUUCGGUGAAGUCGCUGUGCUUGUAAGUGAUAGGUGA